CACAUGCAAUUUGCCUGGCUUGGAAGUUGUUCCGUUGCGUCGUCAACGUUGAUGCUGGUGGCUGAUACCUUACGCCAAAGUGGAAAACAUGGACUCUUUCUUCGGCUUCGACCUCUGUCUAUUAAACUUCUUUCAAUUUCUUCGUCUCCUCCUGCUGGGUGUUGAUUCUCAUCCCCCUUUUCUUCUUAUCCAAUCACAAAAGUAAAACCCAGUUUUCUGCCGAGAAAAUCUGUGCAAGUGUGAUAAUUUUUUCUUGGAUUCUGGAAAUGGGAAAGAUCGGGUUGUUUGAUCUGGAGAAGCACUUUGCUUUCUAUGGAGCUUACCACAGCAAUCCAAUCAACAUUGCCAUACACAUGUUGUUCGUUUGGCCAAUCUUCUUCACCGCUCUUCUUCUCGCCUACUUCACCCCCUCUCUGUUUAAUCUUCCUCACAUCGACUUUUCCCUUUUCGGAAACCAUUUUGAUCUCAUUUUGAAUAUUGGGUUCCUUGCUACAGUGAUAUAUUCCGUGUUUUAUAUCUGUUUGGAUGCGAAAGCUGGCUCGUUAGCUGCUCUGUUUUGCGUGAUUUGUUGGGUUACCAGUAGCUUUCUUGCUCGGAAACUUGGAUUUUCCAUCGCUUGGAAGGUUGUUCUGGUGGCUCAGAUAGUAUGUUGGACUGGACAGUUUAUUGGCCAUGGGGUCUUUGAGAAAAGGGCGCCAGCUUUACUGGACAACCUUGUUCAGGCCUUUAUAAUGGCUCCAUUCUUUGUGCUGUUGGAGGCUCUGCAGGAUUUCUUUGGUUAUGAGCCACGCCCGGGAUUUCAUGCAGCAGUGCAAGCGAAGAUUGAUAGUGAAAUUAAUGAAUGGAAGGAAAAGAAGCAGAAAUUGAUUUCUUAGUUUCUUAUCGGGUCUAACAUAAUUUUCACCGUGGCGCUAGGUAAAAAAACAACAAAAACCAAGGUAUUACAUUUGGUAUAAAGCUUUUUUUUUUUUUUUUUUCUCGGGUGAUGAAAUAGAUAUGAAGCUUCUGUGUAAUAUAUAACUAGUGAAUUUAGAAGCCUCAGCUUAGGUGUCCCUUGUGAAUUAGGGAAAAUUCCACGUAUAGCCCAUUAAUGGAAAACGUUUUUCUAAGAUUUUCCAAUUCAAACAAAUGCAACUUUUUGGAUGAUUGUGGAAAUGGAAAUGGUCUGGUGAUAACAUUUUUUUCUAUACUAGUUCUGAUAUAAAAGUCAAAUAUGACAGUUUUUUCUUC
Ziziphus jujuba (common jujube) is the source of this 1230-nucleotide messenger RNA. RefSeq names its product 2-hydroxy-palmitic acid dioxygenase mpo1. NCBI's taxonomy places the organism in Eukaryota, Viridiplantae, Streptophyta, Magnoliopsida, Rosales, Rhamnaceae. Gene Ontology annotation, cellular component: endoplasmic reticulum. Gene Ontology annotation, biological process: sphingoid catabolic process. Bases 267 to 875 code for a protein of 202 amino acids. The record is from RefSeq and is a predicted model, not a curated record. The transcript has 4 exons.